AGAUAAUCAACCGAACCGCGGGUCCUAGAGAAGGCCUUGCCAAAUUGGGACUUCUUUUUUCGGCGUUCGUUCAACCUCUCUGUCUCUCUCUUUCUCUCUCCUGAGCAGAUGGGAAGGGGAGGGAAAUUGGCUCUUAGGCACUGUAAGAAGAGAAGGAUUACCUCUCAGAGUAAGGGGUCGGAUGGCUCGGAUGAAGAUUACGUGGUGGGAGAAGACGAGGAGGAUGACGAAUCAUUUGAUAAUUCGAAUUAUGCAUCUUUUGCUGGAGAUGCUUCUGAAGAAACCUCUGAUUCUGGAGCCAUGAGUGGUGAUGGCUUUUCAGAAGAGCUGUAUGAAGAAGAAGUGGAGAACGAGGAAGAGGAGGGGAGAAAGAUGGUUAGAUCCAAACCACGAAGAGGUUCUUCUGGUCAAAAAAGAAGUAUGCAUAAACGAUUUCGUAAAAGAACUAUAGUUUCAUCUGAUGAUUUUGAUGAAGAUGACGAAUUCAUGACAGAUGGGACUGAGGAGGAGCGGAAGUUUGUUAAAUCUAGACACCGAAGUAGUUCUUCUCGUUCGAGGAAAAGCGAGUCGAAGCGGUUGCGUAAAAGAAGUAGUAGAGGUGCAUGUGAAGACGAAGAAGAAGAAACAGAUGAUGAUUAUUGUGACGAGGAAUUUAUUCCAGAUGGAAUUGAUUUUGUAGAUGAAGAGGAGAUGGAACUUUCCAGAUCAAAACCCCAAAAGGGUUCUUCUGGUCGGUCAAAAACUAGGCUCAAACGGUUGGGUAGAAGAACCAAGUUGUCAGAUGAUUACAACGAGGAUGAAGACGAUUGUGAUGAUGGUGAUGAGGAAUUCAGGCCAGAUGGAAUUGAUUAUGUAGAUGAUGAGGAAGAGUUGCAGGUUAGUAAGAGUAAGGGGGGAAAACGUACAACACAGAAAAAGGUAUCUGUAAGGAGUCGGAAAAGGAAAAGGAAGUCCAAGGUUUCGAAGAAGCCAAUGAAAAAGAGGAGGUCCAAGAUAUCGAGGAAGAGGGCAAUAAGCUCUGAUGAUGAUGAGUUCAUAGUUGACAGCAGGUCUGUGCAGAAGAGUAAGAAGAAGCCCGGGAAAAGAAAGAAGACUGUUGUGCACUCAGAUUCGGAUUUCGUGAGCUCUGGAUCUUCGGAUUAUGAGUACACAAUCUCUGAGGAAGAGAGGGAGCAGGUGCGAGAAGCCAACAGUUUCUGUGGAAAUUUGAUAAAGUCCAGAAGAAACUCAUCUCAAGCUGAUGGAGAUGUAAGCCAUCAGCAAAGAAAAACUCGGGAAGGAAAGGGAAAAGAGAAGGUUGAGGAUUUACAUAAUGAUGUUGGGAAGCAAGUUUGUGGUAUUUGCUUGACAGAAGAACGAGAGGAGACAGUUCGGGGAAUAUUAAAUUGUUGCAGUCAUUACUUUUGCUUUUCUUGUAUAAUAGAAUGGUCAAAGGUUGAAUCUCGUUGUCCAUUGUGCAAACAGAGGUUUGUGACAAUAAGUAAGCCUGCAAGAUCAACGAUAGGAAUUGAUCUGAGGAAUGUGGUGAUAAGGGUUCCAAAGCGUGAUCAGGUUUAUCGACCAUCUGAAGAAGAAGUGAGGGGAUAUUACGAUCCAUAUGCAAAUGUGGUUUGUAUGGAAUGCCAACAAGGGGGGGAUGAUAACUUGAUGUUACUUUGCGAUAUUUGUGAUUCCCCCGCACACACCUAUUGCGUUGGCCUAGGACGGGAAGUACCAGAAGGUAAUUGGUACUGUGAAGGUUGUAGACCCGCUAAUCCUGGAUCAUCCAAUCUGCUUGUUCAGGAUCCUGAAUCACAUCAGGCUACAAGCACUAACAAUUUAGCCACUGGUGGAAGCAAUUCUGAAGGUUAUGCUGCUGCCACUCAUAUUUCGUCACCAGUGGCAGAUCCAUCAUUUUCUCAAGGAAUUGAAAUUCCCCAAUCUCCAAGAUAUCCUUCAGGACAAGGUUUUCCAGCUACAUCUCCAAUGUCAGGAGUAGGAGCAUCAACUCUCUCAGGAAGACGCUGGGUACACCGUCAUAUGCACAAUAUCCUUUCCAGCAAUAGGAUUAGCCAAAUGACUGGAAUUGCAAAUAGAGCUGAUGCAAUUGCACAUUCCAAUUUGGAAAGUGCUUUUGUCAACUUUCCAGUCCAGCAGCAAUCGGGGCAAACAAAUCAGAACACAAGGAUUGUAGGAAAUGUUCCAUCAUAUUCUACAGUUAUGGAAGGUAGGAGGCAGGACAGUUCCUCCUGCCCAGAGCAAGGGAGAACUCAUUUAUAUGCAACAUUGAAUCAUCUAAGGAGGCAAGUAACUCAAGACCCAUCUACUGCCAUUGCUUCUGCCAGUGGAAUGUUAUGUGCUGAACUUGCAGGAAUCAAUGUGGCGUCAGGUUGUGAGCAAUUACAUUCCGGUGGCAGGCCAGGCUUUGGUUUUCAUGACAGCAUAUCUCCGGGUGCACAUAAUGUUGGGAACCAUUUACAUGAAGCGAAAGGCACAAAAGAACAAUUGCAAUCAAUGGUGAAAAGCCAUUUGAAAUGCCUAUCCAAAGGCACUCAACUAGAAGGAUGUGCAUUCAAGGACAUUGCCAGGCGAUCUACACACACCAUUUUAGCUGCUUGUGGGCUGGAGCACGAUAGAAGUGUUGCCAUUCCGGUGCUGCAGCGUCCACUACACUUUUGCCCCCAUGUUGAAAAAGUGGGUGAAUCAAGAAACCUGAUGAAAGAUUGCUGCUCAUCGUGCAUCAAUUCCUUGGUCAGAGAUGUAGUAACCAUGGUCAUGAACACAAGGAUGCAGUCCGCAGGGUAGGCCGUAGGCCGUGCCUGAAAAGAAGGCUUCUUCAUUGGUGAAACACAUCAUCUUCGAUUUAUUUAUUUUUUUAAAUAUUUUUGUUACAAAAAUAUGAAUUGGCCGAUUUUGAACAGUAAAUGGUUUAACCUAUUUAUUGGUUCAGUUUUAGUUUCAAAGUGUAUACUUGUUAACCGUUAACUUCAUUGGGGGGUGGGGGGGAAGGAAAUUAAAUACAGAUCGGAAUAACAAGGUUAUCUGAUUUCUUUGUC
This is a messenger RNA of Nelumbo nucifera (sacred lotus), 3035 nucleotides long. RefSeq names its product RING/U-box protein. The record is from RefSeq and is a predicted model, not a curated record. Lineage: Eukaryota; Viridiplantae; Streptophyta; Magnoliopsida; Proteales; Nelumbonaceae.